Messenger RNA from Brenthis ino (lesser marbled fritillary), 390 nucleotides. Lineage: Eukaryota; Metazoa; Arthropoda; Insecta; Lepidoptera; Nymphalidae. The record is from the annotation of a GenBank genome assembly.
AUGUCCACCUUUGCUUUCGUGUUACUCUGCUUGCAAGCUUGCUUGGUUCAGAAUGUAUACAGCCAGUGGUGUGGCGCUCCACCUUUAAGUCGUGCCGCGAUUGCUGGACCCUACGGAUGUGGCUACGGUAUGGGUCUCUCGACGGGCCCCUUCGGUCUGGCUGCCCCUGGCUUAGCCCCCUAUGGUAUUCCCUCAGCUGCUGGUGCUUACGGAGGUGAGGGUAUCGGUGAUGUAGCAAUCAUCGGUGAGAUGCCAGUCGCUGGUACCACUUUCAUUGGUGGACAAGUGCCUAUCCUCGGCGCUGUAGACUUCGGAGGCGUUGUGCCAGCCGCUGGAGCUGUCACUAUCGCUGGUAGCUGCGGCUGUAGAGCUAACAGAGGUUACUUUUAC